AUGUCUUUGUUCAGCUUCUCCACGCCGUUGGACAUUGACAUAGUCCUCGACAAUACCGACGACAGAGCCACUGUCGAUGUAAAGCUGGACAAGAAUCGGCGCGAGAAGUGCCCGCUGUACCUGGAUGGAGAAACUCUCAAGGGCGCAGUCACAAUACGACCAAAAGAUGGCAAGCGUUUGGAGCAUACGGGCAUCAAGGUCCAGUUCGUGGGCACAAUCGAGAUGUUCUUUGACCGGGGGACACAUCAUGAGUUUCUCUCCCUCCAAACAGAAUUGGCGUCGCCUGGAGAGCUCCAGCAUCCGGUAACGCUACCGUUCGCCUUCAAGAAUGUUGAGAAGCCAUACGAAUCAUACCACGGCAUCAAUGUCAAACUAAGAUACUUCCUCCGAGUGACAGUGUCGCGAAGAAUGGCGGACGUGGUGCGGGAGAAGGAUCUCUGGGUGUACUCAUACCGACAACCCCCCGAGAGCAAUAGCGUCAUCAAAAUGGACGUGGGUAUCGAGGACUGUCUUCACAUCGAAUUCGAAUACAGCAAGAGCAAGUAUCAUCUGAAGGAUGUCAUUGUGGGCCGCAUCUACUUCCUCUUGGUUCGGUUAAAGAUCAGACAUAUGGAACUCUCUAUCAUCAGAAGGGAAACAACGGGAGCACCGCCAAAUCAGUACAACGAGUCGGAAACAUUGGUGCGCUUCGAGAUCAUGGACGGUUCGCCCUCGCGUGGUGAGACGAUUCCCAUUCGACUGUUCCUCGGCGGCUUCGACCUCACGCCCACAUUCCGCGAUGUCAACAAAAAGUACAGCACUCGGUACUACCUAUCUUUGGUGUUGAUUGAUGAGGAUUCAAGGCGGUAUUUCAAGCAGAGUGAGAUUGUGCUCUAUCGGCAGGCGCCAGAAAACAGCGAACUUGCACAGCGGCAAGCAAAGGAGAUUCAAGCCAGUUGA
Messenger RNA from Ramularia collo-cygni, 939 nucleotides. Its product is annotated as probable PEP8-vacuolar protein sorting/targeting protein. Gene Ontology annotation, biological process: intracellular protein transport; retrograde transport, endosome to Golgi. Lineage: Eukaryota; Fungi; Ascomycota; Dothideomycetes; Mycosphaerellales; Mycosphaerellaceae. The coding region runs from base 1 to 939 and encodes 312 amino acids. The transcript has a single exon. Gene Ontology annotation, cellular component: endosome; retromer complex. The record is from RefSeq and is a predicted model, not a curated record.